CAUUUCACAAUUGAAUGCAAAAUUAACCCCCUUCUUUUUGUUUUUUCUUUCUGGGCAAAACCCAUUUCGACUUCCCCAAAAUCAAGCGAUGCAAUGGCGAAGAUUUGUAUCGCUACCAAUACUCGCCGUUCUGCUCCUGAUGAUCAUCGUGUUCUACGGCACCGUUUUCAUAUUUCUCGAUGAUUGGGUAGGGUUUCAGAGCUCAGCAGGUUUGACCAACGUUGUGAUCUUUUCCACGUUGGCAUCUUUCACUCUUUUCUCGUUUUUGGUGUCUGUUUUCACUGAUCCAGGUGCUGUUCCAUCUGGGUAUUUCCCGGAUAUUGAAUCCAGUGAUGGGUCAGAUCAAGAAUCCAGAGAAUCUGAAGCACUUACAAAACGUUGUGACAAAUGUUCGGCAUACAAGCCUCCAAGAGCACACCAUUGUCGUGUUUGCAGAAGGUGUGUCUUGAAAAUGGAUCAUCAUUGCACAUGGAUAAAUAAUUGUGUUGGUCAAAGGAACUAUAAAGCCUUUUUUCUUCUGGUUUUCUAUGGGACUAUUUCAAGUCUCUAUUCUACGGUUAUAAUAGUUGGUUGUGGAGUUCAAAAGGAUUGGGAGUCUUUCGGGACGACUCGCCUCAAAACCUUUUAUAUUACAUCUGCGGUUAUGAUUUCUCUCUUAAGUUUGACGCUUGGAACUCUCUUGGGCUGGCAUAUAUACCUGUUGAUUCAUAAUAUGACAACAAUAGAGUAUUAUGAAGGAACUAGGAAAGUGUGGCUAGCAAAGAAGUCUGGACAGAUUUAUAAGCAUCCGUACGAUGUUGGUGCAUACAGAAAUAUCACUAUGAUUUUAGGCCCGCACGUUUUGAAAUGGCUAUGGCCGUCUGCAUCAAGCCAUGUCAAAGAUGGAACCAGCUUUCCUACUGUUCGGGAUGGCUUAUAAACUUGUUGUCACGUCAUGUUUCUCUUAAACUUUUGAUCAUGGAGGUAAAUAGGAAAGCGGUGAGAUUAAUGGUGUUGUCUUUGUACAUGUUCGGAGAAAGGUGUUUGACUUGGUUUUCUUGUUUUGGGUUUUGUAUCGCGUAUUAGGUUAGAUCAAGAUUAAUCAGAAUUUUUUAAAUUGUUUUGUUGGAUGAAAUGGUGAACAAUAAAAGCAGGGAAAGGUAAUUACUACAGGAAGAAAAAAGAUUGACUA
Molecule: messenger RNA, 1171 nt
Organism: Helianthus annuus (common sunflower)
Lineage: Eukaryota; Viridiplantae; Streptophyta; Magnoliopsida; Asterales; Asteraceae
Product: probable protein S-acyltransferase 15
Exons: 7
Coding region: 89-919 (276 amino acids)
Molecular function (GO): palmitoyltransferase activity
Source: RefSeq, a predicted model, not a curated record